AUGCUACCUAAAAAUCCUGUUAGUGAUAUUAGUACUCUUGUAUUAAAACAAUAUAAGAAAAUGUAUGAAGAAAUCUGUUUAAGGUUCAAAUUUGAGAAAGAAGCAUCAUCUAAAGAACUUGAAAUAUGGAAAGAUAAAUACGAAACUCUAUAAAAAAGAUGGGAUACUCUUAAUUAAUUAAAAGAGAAAUAAGAUGCAAAAAUAAAAUAAGAUUUCAAUGAUACUAAGACUUUAAAUUAAGUACCAAAAACAUCUGGACAUUAAUAAACUACAUUAUUGCCAAAUACAGAAAAAUAAUAAUAUUAAAUCUUAAUUUAAUAACUUAAUGAUUAAAUAGCUAAAUAAAAAAAAUAGAUAUAAGAUUUAAGUGAUAAAAAUGAAAAACAUUCAAUUGAUAAUAAAAAACUAGAAAUUGAAAAUAAAAAAUAUUCUGAAUAAUUAAAUUAAAUUAGAAAAACAUCACAUCAUAAAUUUAAUGAUUAAUAAAUGCUAUAAUAUGAAGACAAUAUAUAAAAAUUUAUAUAAACUAUUGAUGAAAUGAAAAAUGAUAAAAAUAAUUAUGAAAAAUAACUUGAAAAAUUAAUUAAAGAAAACUAAUUAUUGCAUUAAACUAAUGAUGAUUUAAAAAAAUUAAUUCAUGAACAUGAUAAAGGUUAAUAAUAAAAAAAUUAAUUUUAAUUAUAAGUAACAGAAUUAGGAUUAAAAAAUAAUCAAUUAGAAAAAUUGGUUAAAGAUUUAGAAAAAUAAUAAUAACAUUAAUAAGAUAUAUCUAAAUAAAAUGCUAAAUAAAUGGAAGAUAAAUAAUAAGAAAUUUAAUCACUAUAAAAUAAAGUAUAGGAAUAUUAAAAAGAACUAUCAAAUCUAAAUUAACUUUAAGUUGUUUAUAAUGAAUAAUAAUAAUAACUUUAAUAAUUGGCUUAAGUAAUAUAAGAAUUAGAAGGAAAACUAUAAGAAUCUACUAAUCCAUAAUCAAAUGAAUCAGAUAUUAAAUAAAUGACAUCAAAAUAUGAUGAAUUAUAUUUAUAAUAUACUGAUCUAUAAACUUAAGAUAUUAUGAAAUAAGAAUGGCUUAAUUUAUAAAAAUCUUAACUUGAAGAUCUUAAAUAAGAAAAUGAUUAAUUAAAUUAAAAAAUUGAAGAAUUAUAAAAAUUAAAUAAUGUUUUAAUUGGUUAAAUUGAAAUAUAAAAAGAUGAAACAAAAUUAUCAUUUAGUUAAUUAUAAGAUUAAAUUAAUUCAUAUGAACAUAUUGUUUCUGAUAAAAAUGAAGAAAUUCAUAAAUUAAAAUUAGAAUUAACAAAAUAAAAAUGUAAUCUAAAAAAUGAUGAUUAUGAAGACAAAAUUAAAUCAUUAUAGACAUAAUAUGAAAAAUUAGAAUCUGAAUCUUAAAUGAAAAUAGAAUGGAUGGAAAUUUAAAAUAAUGAACUUGAAGAAUCUAUUAAUGAAUAUGAAAAAAAAAUAUAAAAUUUAGUUGAAUAAUUAAAUCAAUUAAACAAAAAUAAUCCAGAAGAUUAUAAUUAAAAGAUUAUUGAACUUAAGGAAAAUUUAUAAUAAUAUGAACUUAUAGUUAACAAUAAAAAUAUUGAAAUUGAUGAAUUAAAGUAAUAAAUUAAAGAAAUAAAUUUAAAAUAAAAUGAUGAAGACUUUUAAAAGAAAUAUUUAAAUUUAAAAACUUAAUUUGAAAAAUUAGAAACAGAAAAUCAUAUGAAAUAAUAAUGGUAGAAUAUUUAAGAAGAAGAGUAAUAAGAAUAAAUUAAUGAAUUAAAUACAUAAAUUAUUGAAUUAAAUGAUUAAUUGUCUUAAACAUAAAAUUUAAACUAAAAAUGUAUUUAUAUUAUUUUUAUUUUUAGUGUAAAAUGAUUUAUAAUAAGAAAUUGAUAAAAAUUAAUAAUUAUCCAAAUAAUCUUAAUAACAUUUGUUAGAAAUAUAAAAUUCAUUUAAUUCUGGAAAUAUUAAAAAUGCAUUAAGAAGAUCAAUUAAAAAAGAAGAAUCAUUUGAAGAUGAAGUAAAAACAAAAAAAAAUGCAGAUGAAAAAUUCAUUAAUGAUCUCAAAGAAAAGAUUCAAACUUUGAAUGAAGAAUUAGGGGAAUAUGAAGAGAAUUAAACUAAUUUACAAUAAUAAAUAGGAGAAUUAACUGAAUAGAAAAACAAAAUUUAAUUGUAAUAUGAAGAAAUGUAUAAUUAUUACUCAAGUAUCAUAAAUUAUUAUAUUAUAUUAUAGAAGCUUAUGAUUAAAUAUAAAAUUUCAUAACUUAAGUUGAAGAUCUUAAUAAAAUUAUUUUAGAUAAAGAAAAUCAAUUAGUAGAAAAUUAAUAUUAGAUACAAUAACUUGAAGAUUAAUUAUUAUAAAUGAAUGAAAUAAAUAAAGAUGCUUAUACUGAAAAUUAAGAUAUUAAUUAGAUGAAAGCAUUUUAUGAGUAAAAAUUUUUAGAAUAAGAAACCAUAAUUUAGAAUUUAUAAUAAUAAUUAGAAUAAACUUCAGAUAAAGAAUACUAUUAAAAGAUAAACUAAAUAUUGCAUGAAAAUGAGGAACUUAAAUAAUUAAGAAGUGAAAAUUAAGAAGAAUUAACUAAAAAAGAUUAAUUGAUAGAGGAAUUAUAAAUGUAAAUGUUAUCAUAGUCAUAGGUAACAGGAAGUUCAGGUAUUUAAAAUUAAUAUAUAUUUAUAUAUAGAUUUAUAAGAAAGAAAAAGAAGAUAAGAAUUAUUAGAUAAAGUAAAAGAUGACAAAUCUGAAAAAUCUGGAUCUUCUAAUGAAUAAUUGGUUAAGAAAAUUGGGAAAUAAACUUCAGGUGCAAGUGCAAAGUUAUCUCUAAAAUUAGAUUAUACGCAAGAUGUAUCUAAAUAUUCAAAACCUAAAAGUGCUACGAGUUUAGAUUUUCAAGAGUGA
Molecule: messenger RNA, 2884 nt
Organism: Paramecium pentaurelia
Lineage: Eukaryota; Ciliophora; Oligohymenophorea; Peniculida; Parameciidae
Source: the annotation of a GenBank genome assembly